AUGGCGGAGAUAAUACAAACGCCAACCAACGCAUCGCCUGAUGACCAACUCGACGCCGUCAACGAUGAGAAGGCAAAGCAACGCAAACACAAAUACGCGAAAAUUUAUGAAAAGUUCCGUUUUAGGUCACCAUUUGUUGGCGGCCACAGUAACAAGAAACUGUCUUCGAAGCAGCCGAUGUUGCCGAUUGCAAUGACUGAAGAAAUUCAGCGACCAGUUGCUGAGUUAGCUGAAGACGCAGCAUUAACUAUAGAAACAACAACGACUACCACAAGAGAGACUGAUAAGAUCAAGGCCGACAAUAAUACUUUAAAUACCGUUAAUGUAGGCACACUGACCCCUGAACCAGAAUCGAAGUUACUCGAUGCACUCGAAAUCAUCGAUCACAAAUUAAAAGAUCUCGCAAUCGAACAAAACGAUGAGAAUGCUGCCGCUCUUGUACUCUCUCCGGAGGAUGACUUUGAAAAGCGUGUGCUACCGAAUAACUCCUUCAUAUUUCAGGCGAGCACCAAACAAGUGGCCAAUAAUAAACUGAUUGUAGCACAGGCUGUCAAUGUGUCACUUGUAAACAGUAUUGAGGGCGAACAACUGAUGACGGAGCAAAAGGCACUGCUGCGUCAGCAAUGCGAUUACAGCGAACUGGUGCGUCCACUAAGUGUGCAACCCAUUUUGGUGGAACUUGAAGCUGUUAAAACGGCAGAAGAAACAGUAGCUUCGACAGAGCCCAUGUACGAACCCAUUGCUGGACACAGUGAUACUACAAAGACUGAAACACACUUAACUUUAACAACUAAACCACUACCACAAAGCACCGUUAUGUAUACACCACCGACAUCCUUCGUCUAUAACAGUUUAGCGGCAGCACAAGAGAAGAAAUUGCAAGAAAUAAACGAAGGUUUGGUAGAAAAACUCACUGAGCCAUUAGCCGAAAGUAGUGAACUCUUCGAGGACAUUUACCAAACUGUCGACGAAGCUAAAGCCACAACUACAUCCACAGUGACUGAGGCCACAAAUCUCACACUCUUGGCUGACUACGAAUCCAUAGCGGGUUCCGCCGAACAAACAACGCAGUUAACGCAAGCGAUUGCCACGGCAAUAGCGAGUAGUAGCAAACCCUUGUACGACGGUUAUGAAAUCUGUGAACCACCGCCGGACAUACCAACUGCACUUUCUACGGCUGCUAUGCCUCUAAACGAUAGCACUUCCAGCAGUACAGGCGCCAAGCUUAUGCAACAAAUCUCUAUGGGCGUAGGCAACGUGCGUAAUACCAACGACGAACUGCCGGAGCUGCCGAAACCAAAGCGUCGUCUGCCCAAAUCGCCAAUGCCAGGAAAGCGUUCGCCGAAGUCUGCAAGCAAGAGCGCAGCGACCCUUCGCGAAAACAGUAAAACCCUUAACAGCAGAUCGGGUUGUAGCAAGAGCAGCAGUAAUAGCACAAUCCCUGCAAUGGACGAUCAUGACGACGAGCAUCACUACUAUGCAGAUGAUGAGAACAUCUAUGACACAAUUAAGGGUUCGCAUUGUUACGAAUCGGUGCACACUGCUGACAAUGCAACGCAAAAAUCCAACAACACUACAACAAAAUGUGUUAGUGAUAACAUUUCGCUCACCUCAAAUUGUUACGAGAGCAUCGCGCAUUACCGUCGCAUUAGUAACGGUACUGUUGUCGGCCAUUUGACGGGAAGUAGUAGUGGUUCGACGCUUACCAUUUCAUCAGAUCACAAAACGAACAGUUUAUACGAGAUGUCUGUGACGGCCAGCAUGAUCUAUGGCACGGGUAGUCUAGGCUCCAGGCAGUCGUCGACGGCGGAAAAAUCAAGUGCAAGCAUUUCCGGGCGCAUCGGUGGUGUUAAUAAUAAUGGUAGUGAUGAGAGUAGUGAUGGUCACGCUGGCACCAAAAACUUUAGUCAGUCGCAUUGUGGCGCGACAAGUGACAACAGUGAUGAAUGGGUGGAUAUAUCGGAUCCCGAGGCGGAGGGUGCGGAGCAAGUUGUGAAGCCGCAAUUUAUUGUUGUACGUGAACGCUCCAAAGUGCAUCGCAGUCCUGAUUGGUCGAAACGUGUCAGAGACAAAAGAUUACAUCAAAAGAAGGCGAUUAGUUGUAUUGAAGAUGACUCCGAUCACUACUAUGAGACUUUGUCGCCUUUGGGAAAUAAACGCCACUCCACGCUACCUGACCAGCGUACAAAUAGCCAUAAUAAAUACAGUCAAGAUGUGCCACAUUUUACGAAAAAUGGCUCGCAGCGCAGUAAACAAUACUCGGCCUCGAUGCAUGGGCUGGGCACAUUGGCGGUAUCGGAUGAUUAUGACUCUUUCGACACAGACACCGAUGAAAUUUAUGAGACCGAGGAGAAUAUAAAAAAUCACAAUGACAGCGGCGUCGACAUACGUAAUGUAAAGCUCCCGGAUCCACCUCCCUCCACAAAUCAAGUGUACGCCAUUGUACGCAAACUGAAGAAUUUCAUCUCAAAUAAGAAAUCUCCCGUUUCUCAAACUAAGUACGGUGAUAGUCAACAAAAACUCUACGAGAACUCUACACAAUUCUAUGUUAGUGGCAAUAUAUAUGAGAAUACACCAAAGACUAAAUCCAAGACACAGAAAAAUGUGAAAAAGACACCAACUGCGUCACAAGAACAAGACAUUUAUGAGAAUACAGAGUUCCACAGUCCACCAGCCAUUGUGGUAGAUGAUAAAGCACUUAAUCCAGCAGACAAAACGCCCACUAAUCAAACUGAUUUGAAAGCCGAUGCGACUGUUGCCACAUUACGUUCCAAAUCGAAAUCGGGUAAAAGCUUCAAAUCACGUUUGCGUAAAAGUUUAGUUGGCUCCACAUUUGAUAUGAAACAAAUGUCAUCGUUGUCGCCUACACGCAGCACCUUUUACGUUGAAGAUCCGACAUACGGCGGUUCAGGCGAAUUGGAUUCUGGCUUCUCAGAGAAAGCCUCAUCUGGUGACCUGCCCACAGCGCCCACAGUGCCUGUACCCGAGGCGCAGAGAUUUUCAACUGUAGCGCGUAAGGCAAAAAAAGAAACGAAAGCACUAAACUCGCAACGGCGACGUACAACGAUUGGCAUACGUCCACAGGAUCCACCACCACCGCCACCCGUUGCUUCAUCGACAACCUCUUGGUAUGCUGAAUGUGGUGUUUUUAAAAAUGGCACGAGCGAGCUGAUACAUGAGUCAGAAAUUUCACUAAACGAUAGUAAAAUGAGUCAAAGUGGAUCGUCAGUUUUCAACGGUAAUUCGUGGUACACAGAGGCGGGUCUGUAUCAAACUAGUGGCGUUUCAGUGGCGAGUUCAAGUGGUAGUUCGGGUGUGUCGACGGGUAAUGAAGGCGCACUUGGUGAUGAUCUCCCACAUAGCAUGUUCCAGAAUGAACCACUGUAUCAGAUCUACAACGCUGCUAAGAUAGAGUCGAUCACUCGUGAUAUGGAGGGUCAUGACAGUUCAACGGACGGUUAUGAGGAAAUCGGACAGAAUGGAACGCGUGGUGAGGCACGCAUAAGUAGUCAGAAACAUCAGCGGCCAAGCGCCUUCCAAUUAAUUGAACCAAAGAACGGGCCAGCCCGUACCUUGUGGAGUGAAAUACCCGAAGUUAUAAACUCAUGUGUGCUAGCCACGCUUACACCACGCGAACGCAGUUUACAGGAGGCGAAAUUUGAAAUCAUCACCUCCGAGGCUAGUUAUCUGAAAUCGCUCAAUUUAUUGCGUAGUCAUUUCAUGAAUCAUCCAAUUUUUCGGGACACGAAUGUAGUGAGCGCACGCGAUCGAAAAGCGUUAUUCGCCUACAUAGUGCCCGUGCAUGAAUGUUCGGAACGAUUACUUACCGAAAUGGAGGCGUGUUGGCAAGACAAUAUAAUGCUGAUCGGUUUAAGUAAGCGCAUCUAUACCAUGGCCGAGAAAUACUUCCACGUCUACAUCUCAUUUUGUGAACAUCAAGGGCGCAUGGACCGCACAUUGCGUCGCUUGAAGGAGACGCGCGGUAUCUUCGCGCAAAACCUGCAUCUACUCGAAACGAGUCCAACCUGUUGUGGCUUAAAUCUACACUCUUUUCUCAUGCUACCCAUGCAACGUAUCACGCGCUUGCCAUUGCUGAUCGACGCCGUCUUCAGUAAAGUCAGUUCCAACGAUGACGAAUACGAGAACUGGAAGAUGACGUUGGCCAUUAUGAAUAAAAUAGUGACACAAUGCAAUGAGGCAGCGAAUAGAUGCGAACAAGCAUACGAAAUUGAACGUAUUGCGCGUCAGCUGGAAUUCCCUUCGACGAUACGUGCCUUAGCUAUAGCGCCUGUAGGUGUACCUGCAGCUGGUUCAAAACCACGUUUCCUGGUGAAGCGCGGCGAGUUGACGCAUUUCAUUUGGCGCGGUGACGACGUAAAACUUACGUUCGGCAAAAAAUUCUCCAAGGUGGCGAUCUACGCAUUCCUCUUCUCCGACUUGCUUGUGCUAACAAAGCGUAAGGGCGAAGAGCAAUUCAUAGUCUUCGAUUACUGCCCGCGUAGCAUGCUAACCAUAUCAUCGGGCGAUCUAAGAGACAUUAGUCAGACGCACAAAAAUCUAAUACUGAUGACAUUGUUAGAAAAUCAUGAACGAAAGACUGUGGAACUACUCCUUUCUUGCCCAUCAGUUUCCGAACAGGAACGUUGGUUGCAGGCAGUUCGACCGCCCGAACCGGAGACGCCUGGAGAAAAGCUUUACGAAUCCUGGGACUGUCCGCAAGUGAUAACGAAGCACGCAUACGUAACAAGAGAGCCGGAUGCGCUGAGUCUGGAGGUUGGUGAUGUCGUAAACGUAACGCGAAAAUUGCCAGACGGUUGGUACCUGGGUGAGCGCAUACGGGAUGGCGUUGUAGGCUGGUUCCCAGGCAGUUAUACGGAGGAGGUGAACUCGGCGCAUGUGCGCGCCCGCAAUCUGAAGCAGCGCCAACGUUUGCUGACCUUUACCGCCACAUAUCUCGAGUCGCAAAAGCGCAAGUAGACGAUUUGUAAUGGAGCCUAGCGGGAUGUCUCAAGACGUUAGCCACUUUAAUAAAGUUGUCUGUCAAUAUUAGUAUAUUUGUAGCUGCGUUUGUGCCUUUUAUACAAUAAAACUAGUUAUAAAUAAUUGUUAAUGUUAUAAAUAAAAUUUAUUGACCUACCCAUAAGCAUCUGACUGCAACCAAUGCUUACAUAUAAUCGUAUAAUCGUUAAAAAUAUAUCUUAUAUAAUUUCUUAUUUAUUAAAAUUGUGAUAAAAUGAUAAAUAUGUAUGUA
Messenger RNA from Bactrocera neohumeralis, 5251 nucleotides. RefSeq lists its product as uncharacterized. Gene Ontology annotation, molecular function: guanyl-nucleotide exchange factor activity; protein binding. Gene Ontology annotation, biological process: activation of GTPase activity. The record is from RefSeq and is a predicted model, not a curated record. The transcript is spliced from 8 exons. Lineage: Eukaryota; Metazoa; Arthropoda; Insecta; Diptera; Tephritidae. Bases 1 to 4977 code for a protein of 1658 amino acids.